AUGGAUUUAUCUGACGUGGCAACAAAUUCGACUGAAACGUUUUUAGAUGCCAUUGCAACGAAUUCAGCUGAACAGUGUAUCAAUACCAUUCUAUCAAAAUCAACAUGUGACACGGCUCUCGAUGAUAUCGCAACAAGUUCAUCUGAAACAUUUUUCGAUGUCACUACAGCGAAUUUGACAGACACGUUUGUUGAUAUGACAGCACAGAAUUCAACUGGCACAUAUUUUGAUAUCAAUGCAACGAAUAUAACUACAGAAGUAUUCGGCAUCGUUGGCGUGAGUUCAUAUGAGUCAGUUUUCGAUAUCGUAUCAGCGUGCUUGUACAUCUGUGUUGCUUUGGCCGGAGCUACCGGUAAUAUUAUGGUGUGUUAUAUUGUAUAUACGAACAAGAAACUAAGAACUCCGUCGAACAUUCAGCUUGUAUCGUUGGCUAUAACAGAUGUGUUAGUUUGUACCUUAACUUCAUUGACGCGGUUUGGUUUCACAGUGAACAGUCUUCUGCACGGGGAAAUCAAUAUAAAAGGCCCGCUGUGUACUUUUCAGAUAUUUAUUUUGUACUCCUCAUCUUUCACAACUAUAAUUUCUUUGGCAGCUAUCAGUGUUGCAAGAGCGAUAGGUGUGGCAGAUAUAUGCUCACGGAGCACCAAACGGAAGGUUAUCUUCAUUUUGAUUGUUGUCACUUGGGUUACUGGGAUAGGAUAUGGUACAUUGAAGGCAUGGGCCGGGGAAGACCUCACAUGCAAUCUAGAGCCAAUAAGUCAGGUAACAAGAAACGCGUCAAGAGGUGGCAUACUCAUUGUAUUUCUAUCGCUGUUAACAAUGGUGGUGUCAUAUUCCUACAUCUACCAUGUGACCAAUCGACAUGAAAAAUCAUUUCAACGAGCCAUGGAGGCAGCAGGCAGCCGCCGACAAACACAACGCAAACCAAUGAACCUUGCAACAUUGAAAGUAUUCGUGUUACUCAUUUCUAUGUUCACAAUAUCAUAUUUACCGGCUGCAUUAUAUGGUUCGCUUGUAGUCAAUAUUGAUAGACUUAGAAACGAACAUUUCGGCAAUUUCAUAUUAUCAUUGGUGUGUUUUGGCAGCCUGAUAAAUCCUAUAAUAUACUCCUUAACCUCCAAUCAGUUUAAAAAUUACUUACCUUUUAAUAAAAAGACAUCUAUCAACGAAAUACAGCUAAGACAACGAUAUAGAACUGGAACGAAACCCCCAGUAAUAACACCCAUUAUAUAA
Molecule: messenger RNA, 1233 nt
Organism: Saccoglossus kowalevskii
Lineage: Eukaryota; Metazoa; Hemichordata; Enteropneusta; Harrimaniidae
Product: rhodopsin, GQ-coupled-like
Biological process (GO): G protein-coupled receptor signaling pathway
Cellular component (GO): membrane
Molecular function (GO): G protein-coupled receptor activity
Source: RefSeq, a predicted model, not a curated record